Messenger RNA from Chanos chanos (milkfish), 949 nucleotides. Its product is annotated as fibrinogen silencer-binding protein. The transcript has 5 exons. The record is from RefSeq and is a predicted model, not a curated record. NCBI's taxonomy places the organism in Eukaryota, Metazoa, Chordata, Actinopteri, Gonorynchiformes, Chanidae.
AUGGUUGGCAAAGCACGCUCCUCAAACUUCACCCUGUCCGAGAAACUAGACCUUCUGCGUCUGGUACAGCCGCACAUUCGCAUUUUGGAAGAGCACACCAACAAGCAUGCGGUUAUUGUGGACAAGAACCGGUGCUGGGAGAGCAUUGCAGAACGCUAUAACAGUUUAGGGGGUGAAAGACCCUCCAGGACUGCGCAGGGGUUGCGUACGCUCUAUAAGAGACUCAAAGAGAGCGCCAAACAGGAGGUGCUUCAGCGAAGCCACGCCCAACCCGAAUACCGUGGCAGCCUGUCCGAGCCAACCAAACGCAUCAUGGAGAUGAUACCUCACCUCAACAGUUACAACUGCUUUUUUCUGGAUUCAAACCACUGAUAAGCUAUAAGCAAAGAUAAGGAAAAACAGCCCGGAAGCAGCUCGUCUCUCCCCGCUGUCUCUGAUUACGCUCCCGUUGCCAUGGCGGUGAGGGUGGAGGCAGAGGACGUCAAACCGCCACCGGACCUCCCGUUGCUGACGCAGCACACUGAAAUUGAGGAAGAGGAGGAAGAAGAGGAAUUGGUUUCACAUGUUUAUGCUGCCUCCCUCUCUCCUUGCCCCUCCUCUGUGCAUCUUCCCCCGUCACCUACAGGACCCACCCGUAGGAGAAGUUUGUACCAGAGGGGCGGGGCUGUGUUCAGAAAUCCUGAUUUAGAGGCGGAGUCUUUGCAAAUGAUGAGGGAGGAGCAUGAGCUUCAGUUAGCCAAUCACAGGAAACUAGGGUUAUUUCUAGAGGAGAAAAGAGAGGGACUUAAGAGAAAGCAACAUUUGGAGGAGGAACUUUUAAGGGCCAAGGUCAAAGUGGAGAAACUGAGGGCAGCCCGACUCCGCCAUGGACUGCCACUGAUGUAAACACAUACGCACAUAGACGUGUGUGGAAUAUACGACACGAUAUGAACAAAAGAAGAUACAAACA